AUGCUUACAAAGAUCAAGACGAUCAGAGGAAUCUCGAGAGAUACCGAUCAAACACAACGGCAAUGCAUGAAACAGUACUUUGACAGUUCUCAAUCUAGUAUUAGAGUCGACUUGGUGAUGAAGCCGAGCUUUCUGGAGCUACGCCGCCCGACUUCCAAAGCGCUCGGCAUUGGCUAUUGCGGAGGGGCGCCGGCUCCAAGUCUGACCGAAGCAAAGGACUUUUUCCGUUUCUACAUCGAAAGCAGCAAAGGCCGAGUUACAAAGAACGGGAAGCCAACAGCAGAAUCUAUGGUUGGUAUUGCAGAGAUCUUCUAUCGAGCGUUCACUUGCGAGACUCAGACAGAGACCAGCGAGGCACAACGAACCGAGGUCUACCACAAGCUGAUUAGAAAUGAUAUCGAACUCGUCCAGAAGCGGAAACCGGAGGGCGACGGCUCCUUUUUCUUUUUCAGAUUUGUGAAGAAUAACCGUUAUGUCGAAAACCAGACGUUUGGCAUAACCAUGCAUGAACACCCUGUAAUUCUUCACGAUAUUGAGGCUUUGCUGGAGGCUCUGAUCUUUGCUGAUUAUGCUCUGUUUGCCUUAGAGACUUUAGAAGACCUUUGGGACUUGGAUAUUGUACCUGGCGAUAGCGAGAACAUCCUUCGCUGGAACGAAGAGGUGCUCGAUCUCCCUCUCCUACGUAAGAUCGAGGGAUAUGGCAUCGUUUCGAGAGAACAAAUGAGCCUGGAUGUGUUUCAACGAGCAUUUCGCAAUAUACUGAGUCUUGCCGGCUGUAUUGAAGUUGCCGCAUAUGUGCAUCAGAUCAGGCGUCAUCUAGGAAAGAAAAUCGAUGAGCGGUAUACUGAAGUUUAUCGAUCGCAAAAUAUUACGCAGUCGGAUGUGAUGGUCUUUGGGGCGAGCUACGUAGCUAAUUGCUCCUCGGUCGACGGGCUAAGCGCAUUCCUCGGUGAGAACCUAGAUUAUACCGCUGUAGAGUUCUUUUAA
Messenger RNA from Colletotrichum truncatum, 987 nucleotides. RefSeq lists its product as uncharacterized. The record is from RefSeq and is a predicted model, not a curated record. Lineage: Eukaryota; Fungi; Ascomycota; Sordariomycetes; Glomerellales; Glomerellaceae.